GCGCCUUCUGACGUCAUCACCGGGCGCCGCGGCCCCCACCACCUUCCACUUCGCGGGAGAAGUUGUUGGCGCGAAUGGAUCCCGAGUCCCGGUAACGGAUUCCCCAGCCCACCGGCCUGCCCGCCCGCGCCGUAGUCCGUGGGCUGCGAUGGAUAUUCGGAAAUUCUUUGGGGUUAUACCAAGUGGAAAGAAACUUGUGACUGACACAGUGAAGAAGAAUGAGAAGACAAAGUCUGCUGAAGAAACUUUAAAAGCAAAGAAAGGAAUAAAGGAAAUCAAGGUAAAUAGUUCUUGUAAAGAAGAUGACUCUAAACAGAAGCAACCAAACAAGAAAAAGAGGAUCAUCUAUGAUUCAGAUUCAGAAUCCGAGGAGACAGUGCAGGUAAAAAAUGCCAAAAAGCAACCAGAAAAACCUAAACCUGGUAAAAUUCUACGCCAGGAUCCUGUUACAUACAUUUCAGAAACAGAUGAAGAAGAUGACUUUGUGUGUAAGAAGGCAGCCUCUAAAUCAAAAGAGAAUGGAAGAUCUACAAAUAGUUAUCUUGGAGCAUCGAAUAAGAAAAAGAAUGAAGAAAACACUAAGACCAAGAAUAAGCCUUUAUCACCAAUAAAACUUACCCCCACAUCAGUGCUUGAUUAUUUUGGAACCGGAAGUGUCCAACGAUCAGAUAAGAAGAUGGUAGCAAGCAAAAGAAAAGAGCCUUCACAAAAUGUGGAUGAUUCCAGAUUAAAUGAUGAAGCCAUCGCCAAGCAAUUGCAACUUGAUGAGGAUGCAGAGCUGGAGCGACAGCUGCACGAAGAUGAAGAGUUUGCCAGAACGUUAGCCAUGUUGGAUGAAGAACCAAAGACCAAAAAGGCUCGAAAGGACCCAGAAGAAAGAGAAACAUUGUCAUCUGUCCAAGCCAAUUUAAGUAAAGCAGAAAAACAUAAAUCUCCUCAUAAAGCAAAAACAGAACAAUUUUCAGAUGACAGAAAGAACUGUAGUCCUAAGAAGCAAAGUAAAUGUGAAAGUUUGAAAGGAUCUCAGCAACAUUUGAAGUCCUCACCUCACAAAAUAGGGGAAACUUCUCCAAAAGCCAGUUCCAAGUUGGCCCUUUUGAAAAAAAAAGGAGAGAGUUCUUAUAAAGAAACAGAGCCUAUGGCUUCAAAAAGAAAAGAAAAUGCCAUUGAAUUGAAAGGACAGACAAAAACUCCUAAGAAAUCCAAAAGUUCUCCAGCUAAAAAAGAGUCUAUAAGUCCUGAAGAUUCUGAAAAGAGACGCACUAAUUAUCAAGCUUAUCGAAGCUACUUAAAUCGAGAAGGUCCCAAAGCUUUGGGCUCCAAAGAAAUACCAAAGGGAGCUGAAAAUUGCUUGGAAGGCCUUACAUUUGUAAUCACAGGAGUGCUGGAGUCCAUUGAACGAGAUGAGGCCAAGUCUUUAAUUGAGCGUUACGGGGGAAAAGUAACAGGAAAUGUCAGUAAGAAAACAAACUACCUUGUCAUGGGUCGUGAUAGUGGACAGUCCAAGAGUGAUAAGGCAGCAGCUUUGGGGACAAAUAUUAUUGAUGAAGAUGGCCUAUUGAAUCUGAUUCGAACUAUGCCAGGCAAGAAGUCCAAGUAUGAAAUUGCAGUUGAAGCUGAGAUGAAGAAAGAAAAGUGCAAAUUGGAAAGAACACCCCAAAAAAAUGACCAAGGAAAAAGAAAAAUUAGCCCAACUAAGAAGGAAUCAGAAUCUAAAAAAAGCAGACUGACUCCCAAAAGGGGCAGCUCUAUGAAGUCAAUAAAAAAGGAAACAAGUGCGAUUUGGAGAUCCCUGGACUUCGAGGAGCAGGUGGCUGAGGAGACAAAUGUUGACAUCCGGGCUAGGAAUUUGGCUGAUGACUGCAGUGAAAACAAAGUGGAAAAUUUGCUCUGGGUGGAUAAAUAUAAGCCAACCUCACUCAAGACCAUAAUCGGACAGCAAGGUGACCAGAGCUGUGCCAACAAACUCCUACGCUGGCUCCAAAACUGGCACAAGAGUCCAUCUGAAGAUAAGAAACGCGCAAAGUUUGGUAAGUUUGCUGGCAAAGAUGAUGGCUCUAGUUUCAAAGCGGCACUGCUCUCUGGCCCUCCAGGUGUGGGCAAGACAACCACAGCGUCUCUGGUUUGUCAGGAAUUAGGAUAUAGCUACGUGGAACUGAAUGCAAGUGACACUCGGAGUAAGAACAGUUUGAAGGAGAUUGUUGCUGAAUCACUGAACAAUACCAGCAUCACGGGCUUUUAUUCAAGUGGAGGUGCCCAUUCAGUAAGCAUGAAACAUGCUGUCAUCAUGGAUGAAGUAGAUGGCAUGGCAGGCAAUGAGGACAGGGGAGGAAUUCAGGAAUUAAUUGGUUUGAUAAAACAUACAAAAAUUCCCAUUAUUUGUAUGUGCAAUGAUAGAAAUCAUCCCAAGAUUCGUUCUUUGGUUCAUUAUUGUUUUGAUCUUCGUUUUCAAAGACCUCGAGUUGAACAGAUUAAGGGUGCUAUGAUGUCUAUUGCAUUUAAAGAGGGUUUAAAGAUCCCCCCUCCAGCUAUGAAUGAAAUAAUUUUGGGAGCCAAUCAAGAUAUCAGACAGGUUUUACACAAUCUGAGUAUGUGGUGUGCACGAAGUAAGGCACUAACCUAUGACCAGGCCAAGGCUGAUUCUCAUAGAGCGAAAAAGGAUAUCAAACUGGGCCCAUUUGAUGUUGCCCGGAAAGUGUUUGCAGCUGGAGAGGAGACUGCUCAUAUGUCGCUUAUGGACAAGUCAGAUCUCUUUUUUCAUGAUUAUUCAAUAGCACCCCUCUUUGUCCAGGAGAACUACGUACAUGUGAAGCCUGUAGCUGCAGGGGGUGACAUGAAAAAGCACUUGAUGCUUUUAAGCAGAGCAGCAGAUAGCAUAUGUGAUGGUGACCUAGUGGACCGUCAGAUCCGGAGUAAGCAAAACUGGAGUCUUCUGCCCACGCAGGCCAUUUAUGCCAGUGUUCUUCCUGGAGAGUUAAUGAGGGGGUACAUGACCCAGUUUCCUACCUUCCCAAGCUGGUUGGGGAAGCACUCAUCUGCCGGCAAACACGAUCGUAUUGUACAGGACCUAGCACAGCACAUGGGUCUCAGAACUUAUUCCAGCAAAAGGACUGUAAACAUGGAUUAUCUGUCACAUAUAAGGGAUGCACUUGUACAGCCCUUGAUCUCCCAAGGGGUAGAAGGAGUACAGGAUGUUAUUGCUCUUAUGGACACAUACUACUUGAUGAAAGAAGACUUUGAGAAUAUUAUGGAAAUUAGCAGCUGGGGAGGCAAACCUAGUCUCUUCUCCAAGUUGGAUCCCAAGGUGAAAGCAGCGUUCACAAGAACCUACAAUAAGGAAGUCCACCUUACUCCAUAUUCACUCCAGGCAGUGAAGACACCCAGACACAGCACAGGCGCAUCACUGGAUUCUGAAUACAGUGAAGAGUUAAAUGAAGAUGACUCUCAAGCUGAUGAGAAAGACCAAGAUUCUAUGGAAACUGAUGUAAUGAUCAAGGCUCAGAAGAGACUCUUUAAUGCUGGACUGAAAGCAUAAAAACUGAGGGCUGCUUAUAGGAUCUGAGGACCUCAGUACUCUGAAGGUAAAGGAUGGAAUCCCACCAACAAACAGGCUGGACAAAGACACUGAGCCUUACAUGAGAUUGCAGCUCCAACCAGUUGCAGCCUUGUGAGACCUUGAACAGAAGACUCUGCUAAGCCAUGUCUAUCCUACUGAUAGGCAUGUCUUUUCCCACAGACACAGUGAAUGUACAGCUGCAUAUGGAACAAGUCGUCUGAAAGAAACUGAUUCCUGCAUAUCAGGUGAAUAAGAAAAAACCCACAUCAAACUGGGUAGGAGAGGGUCAGAAAAUCUUGACAUUAAAUUCCAUCACCAGCAUGAUGACACACAACCAGGAGGCAACUCACAACUCCCAGCUUUUCCCUGAGGAGUGAAGGGUUUGGACCCAUGUUUGGUGCCCUCACUUUUAAGACUUCCACACUAGAGAUGGGCCUCCAAAACCUCUAGCUUUAAUAGGCAAUGAGACUUGUAUCCACGAGACCUAUAAGGACAUAGCAAACAAGAAAACAGUCCAAAAUAAGAUCACAUGGACCCACUGUGGCUAAUCCCCCAUGGCCCAGCACAGAGGCAGCAGACUGAAAUGCACCCAGUCUCUCUGUGCAAAAGGCCUGCUAUCUUAAAAGCUUUGGCCUGAGGGACAGGCUUCUAAUUUAACACAUACUUACGGGCCAACUGCAACACUCUCCGGAGGCUAGCAUCUAGGUUCCGAGUGACAUUCCCCACUGUGGGAUACUGACAGGUCUUGGCAUACCCUCAACUACUGGGAGCCACUAAAAACAAAGAUGGUAGAGCCAGGGCAGUGGUGAAUAAUUAGGCUCCUUUCCUACAUGAGGCCACUCCUUCAAGACUGGGAGAGGUGGCUCUUUUAGCUAAUGCAUAGCAACCAAAACAGAGUCAGUGAAAAUGAAGACACAGUAAUAUGUUCCAAACAAAAAAAGAGAUAAAACCUCACAAAAAGAUCUUAACAAAAUGGAGAUUUUGCUUGAUCUCCAUUAAGUGAUUUAUGUGAUAGUUUACAAUAAUGGUCAUAAAAAUAAUUUAUGAACAAAGUGAAAAAAGUACCAAACAAAUCACAGACUUGAAGACUAUAGUUUCUGAACUGGAAAAUACAAUAGAAAGGUUCAAUGGCAGACUAAAUGAACAGAAAGGAUCAGUGAACUUGAGGAUAGGUCAAUGAAACUCAUCUAAUCACAGCAAAAAGAUAAAAGAAUGAAAGUGAUUAUAGCUUAGCUUAAGGGAUUUAUGUGAUAACAUGAAGCCAACCAAUAUUGAUAAUCUAAGGGUCCUAAAAGAGAAGAGAAAGAGGGUGAAAAUUUCCCUAACUUGGAGAAAGAAAUAGACAUUCAGUUCUAGGAAACUCAGAGUUUCAAACAAGAUGAGCCCAAAGAGACACCAAGACAUAUAAUUAAAUUGCCAAAAGCUAAAGGAGAGAAAUAACUUGUUACACAAAAGGGAACCCAUAAUACCAUCAGCAAUUUUUUUAGUAGAACCUUUGCAGACUAGGAGACAGUGGCAUGAUAUAUUCAAACUGCUGAAAGAAAAGCAAUGCAACAAAGAAUACUCUACCUGGCAAUACUGUCCUUCAGAACUGAAAGACCGUUUUUUCUUUUUCUUUUUAAUAUACUUUAUUGUCAAAUUGGCAUACAUACAACACCUAGUGCUCAUCCCAACAAGUGCCCUUCAGUGCCCAUCACCCACUUUCCUCUUUCCCCCACCCCCCAUCAACCCUCAGUUUGUUCUAUUUAAGAGUGAGAGACCAUUUUCCAGACAAGGAGAAACUAAAGGAGUUCAUCACCACUAGACCAGCCUUAUAAGAAAUGUUAAUAAAGGGGCUUCUUUACGCUGAAAGUGCUGAUUAAAAAAUCAUUUAUUCUGUGUGUGUGUGUGUGUGAGAGAGAGAGAGAGAGACAGAGAGAGAGAAUCCCAAACAGGCUUCGUGCUAUCAGUGCAGAGCUUGGUGCGAGUCUUGAACCCAUGAACUAUGAGAUCAGGACCUGAGCUGAAAUCAAGUUGGACACUUAACCGCCUGAACCACCCAGGCACCCCUGAAAGUGCUGAUUAAUAAGAGGAAAGCAUAUAAAAGUGUAAAUAUGAAUGCUUAAAGGUUAAUAUAUAAAUUCAGAAUAAUCUUAUGUUGUAAUAUGGUGGUGGGUUAAUCGCUUACUAAAGUAGUAAAAAUAACUAUAAUGACAAUAAUGGACACCCAACUUGCAAAGAUGUAAACUAUGACAUUAAAAAUAGAAUGGGGGGUGGGGAGAGUAAAAAUGUAGAGCCUUAGAAUGUGUUUGAACUUGUUAUAAACAUAAAAUAGACCAGUUUUAUGUAAGCCUCAUGGUAUCCACAAAGAAAUGUCCAUAGUACAUACACAAAAGAUAAAAAGAAUCUAAGCAUACCACUAUAGAAAACAAUUAAAUCACAAAGAGUAAAAGAAGGAACAAAAGAGUUACAAAACAGCCAGAAAACAAUAAAAACGUCAGUACGUCCAUAUCUAUCAAUACAUUAAAUGUAAAUCGACUAAAUUCUCUGAUCAAAAGAGUGGCUGACUGGAUUAAAUAAGUAAUAUCCAUUUGUCUUGCUGCUAACAAGAGACUUACUCAGUUUUAAGGACAGAAGCAGACCGAAAGUGAAGGAAUGGAAGAAGAUAUUCCAGGCUAAUGGAAACAAAAAGAAAACUGGAAUAACUUUACUUAUAUCAGAUAAUAAAAGACUAUAAUAAGAGACAAAGAAGGUCAUUAUAUAAUGCUAAAAAUGUCAACCCAAAAGUGGAUAUAACAUUUGUAGGUAUGGGCUUAACAUAGGAACAUCUAAAGAUAUAAAGCAAGGGGCAGCUGGGUGGCUCACUUAAGCAUCUGACUCUUGAUUUUGGCUUGGGUCGUGAUCUCAGUUUGUGAGUUUGAGUCCUGUGUUGGGCUCUGUGCUGACAACACGGAGUCUGCUUGGGAUUCUGUCUCCCUUUCUCUCUGCCCCUCCCCUGCUCAGUCUGUCUCAAAAAUAAAUGAUAUUCAUUUAUUCAUUAAAAAAAAAAAAAGAAUAGGAGUGCCUGGUUGGCUCAGUCGGUUAAGCAACUGAUACCUUUUAUUGGCUCAGGUCAUGAUCUCACAGUACAUGCUAUCAACACAGAGCCUACUUGGGAUUCUCUCUAUUCCUGCCUUAUGUGCGCGCUCGCUUGCUCUCUCUCUUUCUCAAAAUAAACAUUAAAGAAGUAAAAAAAAUAAAGAUCUAAAGCAAAAUUCACAGAUCUAAGAGAGAAUUAGCAAUAUAGUAAGAGUAGGGGACUUCAUCCCCUAACUAGAUCAUCCAGACAGAAAAUCAGUAAGUAAACAUUGCACUUACCAGACCUUUACAGAAUAUUCCCUCCAAGAAGAAUAGACAUUCUUCUUUUUUUUAAUGUUUAUUUUUGAGAGAGACACAACAUGGGUGAGGAGCAGAGAGAGUGGGAGCGGGGAGACAGGGGAUCCAAAGCAGGCUCUGCACUGACAGCAGAGAGCCCGAUGUGGGGCUCAAACUCAUGAACCAUGAGGUCAUGACCUGAGCUAAAGUCAGAUGCUCAACCGACUGAGCUACCCAGGCACCCCAGAAUAGACAUUUUUAAGCACAUAUGAAACAUUCUCCAGGAAUGAUCGAUCGUAGGUUAGGCCACAAAAACAAGUCAAUAAAUUUAAAAAGACUGACAUCAUAUCAAGCGUUUUUUCUAACCAAAACAGUAUGGAACUGGAAGUCAUUUAUAAGAAAAAAAAUGGAAAAUUAAAAAAUAUGUGGAGAUUCAACAACAUGCUAUGGAACAACCAAGUGGGUCAUGGAAGAAAUCCAAAAGAAAAAAAAAUACCCGGAGACAAAUGAAAAUGGAAAGAUAAUAUAACAAAACUUAUGGGAUGCAGCAAAAGCAGUUCUAAGAGGGAAGCUGAUAGCAAUAAAUACCUAUGUCAAGAACAAGAAAGAUCCCAAGUUAAACAACCUAACUUUAUAUCUUGGGGAACUAGAAAAGAACAAGCUAAGCCCAAAGCUGAGAUAGGGACUAAAAAGAGUAAAAAAGAGCAAUAAAACUAAGCUGGUUAAAGAAAAUAGACAAACCUUUAGCUAGACUAACCAAAAGAAAAAGAGAGGACUCAAAUAGAGGAGAUAUUACAACUGAUAAAUAUAAAAGAAUAAUGGGAACUAUUAUACACCAACAAAUGAAGCAAACUAGAAAAGAAAUAGAUAUAAUCCUAGAAACAUAGAAUCUUUCUUACAAGACUGAAUCAUGAAGAAACAAAAUCUGAACAGACCAAUUACUAGAAAGGAGAUUGAAUCUGUAAUCAAAAAACCUCCUAGCAAACAAAAGUCCAAGGCCAGAUGGCUUCACUGGUGAAUUCUGUCUAACAUUUAAAGCAUUCACACCAGUCAUUCUAAAACUCUUCCAAAAAAUCAAAGAAGAGGGAACAUUUCCAAACUCAUUUUAUAUGGCCAGCAUUACUCAGAUAUCAAAACCAGACAAGGAUACCACAAUAAAGGCAAUUACAGGCCAAUAUGCCUGAUGAACGUAGAAUACAAAAACCCUAAGCAAUCUAUUAGCAAACUGGCCUCAAUAAUAUGUUAAAAGUAUGUUAAAUGUAUGAUCAGGAGGGAUUUUAUUCCAGGGAUACAUGGAUAGUUCAUCUACAAACUAAUCAGUGUGAUAACACCACAUUAAGAAAAUCAAGAAUACAAAUCAUAUGAUCAUCUCAGUAGAUACAGAGAAAGCAUUUUGACAAUAUUCAACCUCCAUUGAUGAUAAAAGUUUAUACCAAGUGGUUAUAGAGGAAAUAUACCUCAACAUAAUAUAGGACAAGCCCACAGCUAUCAUCAUCCUUGGUGGUUACAAACUUAUGAAGAUUUUUCCUCUAAGAUCAGGAAGAAAAUAAGGAUGCAUAUUCUUGUCACUUUUAUUAAACAUAGUACUAGAAGUCCUAGACAGAGGAAUUAGGCAAGAAAAAGAAAUACAAGGCAGCCAAAUUGGAAAGCAAACCAAAGUGUCACUAUUUGCAGAAGAUGUGAUACUAUAUAUAGAAAACCCUAAUGACCACUAAGGUGUUAGAGCUAAUAAAUGAGUUCAGUGAAGUUGCAGGAUACAAAACGAAUAUACAAAAAUCAGUUGC
Molecule: messenger RNA, 8673 nt
Organism: Panthera uncia (snow leopard)
Lineage: Eukaryota; Metazoa; Chordata; Mammalia; Carnivora; Felidae
Gene: RFC1
Product: replication factor C subunit 1
Exons: 25
Coding region: 149-3535 (1128 amino acids)
Biological process (GO): DNA replication; DNA repair
Cellular component (GO): nucleus; DNA replication factor C complex
Molecular function (GO): ATP hydrolysis activity; DNA binding; DNA clamp unloader activity
Source: RefSeq, a predicted model, not a curated record